AUGAGCGAAGCGCCGCUGGUCCUGCCAGGCCAGCCGCUGAAUCUUCCGCCGCGGUCCAACGUCGGGGCGGGCGCCGGAACGUACUCGAUCGGCGAGUACCUCGUUGCGAGCCGCGUGGGACAUGCCGAACACAAUCUCGACGACCCUGCGCGGCGGCGCAGCGGUGCAAACGCAAUCGCCAAGGUGACGGGCACCAAGCCUCCGCUCGUCCUUCCCGAGCCGGAAAGCACGAUCAUUGGGCGCGUGACGCGUGUGACGCCGCGGCAGGCGACCGUGUCGAUCCUCGUCGUGAACGAUAUCCCGUGCGGCGGCGCGCUCGGCCACGGCGCCGGCGCGCGUGGCAACCAUGCGGCCGGCGAAGGCAUCGACGGCACCGACUUCCAGGGCGUGAUCCGCGCGCAGGACGUGCGCAGCACGGAAAAAGACUCGGUCGUGCUCAAAGAGUGCUUCCGCCCAGGCGACAUUAUCCGCGCCACGGUCAUUUCGCUCGGCGAUGCUCGCUCGUACUACCUGUCGACGGCCGGCAACCAUCUCGGUGUCGUGCACGCGACAAGCAGUGACACGAGCGCGUCCGAUGGCUGGGCGCCGUCUGGACGUGCAAUGCAGCCGGUAAGCUGGAAGGAGAUGACCGAUCCGGUCACUGGCGCGACCGAGCAGCGCAAGGUCGCCAAGCCCGAGUGGGUGUAG
This is a messenger RNA of Malassezia japonica, 687 nucleotides long. RefSeq lists its product as uncharacterized. The transcript has 2 exons. Gene Ontology annotation, molecular function: RNA binding. Gene Ontology annotation, cellular component: cytoplasm; nuclear exosome (RNase complex). The coding region runs from base 1 to 687 and encodes 228 amino acids. Gene Ontology annotation, biological process: RNA processing. The record is from RefSeq and is a predicted model, not a curated record. NCBI's taxonomy places the organism in Eukaryota, Fungi, Basidiomycota, Malasseziomycetes, Malasseziales, Malasseziaceae.